AUGGUAUUCAAGUGGAAUAUAGAUAUCGUGCUUAACAAGUAUUUACCUCCUAAUCAGGUUCAUAAGUUCCCGCAGCCGCUCAAACGGUUUCUUGGAGGUCAAAACAUUAAAAAUCGUCAUGAUUACUUAAUCUGGUUAGAAAUACUUAUAUCUACAUUCUGUGGGAUUGCACUUUUAGAAGGAGUCUUCAAGUCUCCAAAUAUUUUCUCAAGUCAUCAUCAUGCUCCAAUGAUUAUUGCUUCCUAUGGAGCCACUGCUAUUCUUUGUUUCAAUGCUAAUCAGGCACCGUUGUCGCAACCUCGGAACAUCCUUAUGGGGCAUUUCAUAUCUUCUUUAAUUGGUGUCUGUUUCGAGAAACUCUUUCUGUUAAGCCAUUACGGUAGAGACAAUUAUUGGGCCUGUGGUGCACUCAGUGUCGCUGUCUCAUCGGUAGCGAUGUCGUUACUUAAUUGUGUUCAUCCUCCCGCAGGUGCUCUGGCAUUACUUCCUGCAGUAGAUGAACAAAUUAGAGCUAUGAGUUGGUGGUACCUUCCAGUUCAGAUCAUCUCUUGUUUGUUGAUCAUGUGCGUUGCUCUUAUAUUCGGGAACAUAAUCAGAGUAUAUCCAAUGUACUGGUGGACUCCUGCAAAUUUAGAGAAAAAGUCGGAGGAAACACUUAUGGAAAUCGAGCGUACUAUAUCUCGGCACAGUACAACUAGGUCUGUAAACCCCAUGGACGAAGCAACCUCGGGUGAACCCUCGGAUUUGGAAAAACAGAUUGUAUUCUCUCCAGCAGUUGAAGAGGUGGUGAUUUCGCCAGAUUCCAUUCUUGUACCUAAAGAUUUGGAUCUAGAUGAAAUUGAAAUCGAUUGGUUAAACACUAUACAAAGGAAGAUCAGACUUCGGAAUGGAGAUGUUUAG
Lizanozyma spartinae is the source of this 900-nucleotide messenger RNA. RefSeq lists its product as uncharacterized. The transcript has a single exon. The record is from RefSeq and is a predicted model, not a curated record. The coding region runs from base 1 to 900 and encodes 299 amino acids. Lineage: Eukaryota; Fungi; Ascomycota; Pichiomycetes; Serinales; Debaryomycetaceae.